Molecule: messenger RNA, 2671 nt
Organism: Callorhinchus milii (elephant shark)
Lineage: Eukaryota; Metazoa; Chordata; Chondrichthyes; Chimaeriformes; Callorhinchidae
Product: Rieske (2Fe-2S) protein
Exons: 7
Biological process (GO): chlorophyll biosynthetic process; cholesterol metabolic process
Cellular component (GO): chloroplast
Molecular function (GO): chlorophyllide a oxygenase activity; 2 iron, 2 sulfur cluster binding
Source: RefSeq, a predicted model, not a curated record
CUGGCGCUGGGGGUGGGGGCCGCCCUCUGGGCUCUGUACGGGCUGUGCGCGGCGCCGCUGGAGCUGCUGAGGUCCCCACACGCUGUGGGCUAUGCCCCGGACCCGGGCUCCAGCCCCCGUCGGGCGGCGAACGAGGUGCGGCGGCGGCGACAGGUCGGGGAGUUGCCGCCCGUGUACCCCAACGGCUGGUACCGCGUCCUGGACUCGCACCUACUCCGCCCCACACAGGUCAGGGGGGUCAGUCUGCUCGGUGAGCAGGUGUGUGUGUACCGGGCACAGGAUGGUCGCGCCCACGUGGUGGACGCCUAUUGCCCGCACCUGGGCGCUAACCUGGCGGUGGGCGGGCGAGUGGCCGGAGACUGUAUCGAAUGUCCUUUUCACGGUUGGCAGUUCCGGGGCGAGGAUGGAAAAUGCACCAAGAUUCCGUACGCGGAGAAAGUGCCGGAUUUCGCUCGUAUUAAGACAUGGCCGACGUGUGAGCUGAACGGGAUGGUGUUCGUGUGGUAUCACUGCGACGGCAUCAAUCCCACCUGGAGCAUCGACGGGCAGGAGGAGAUCCAGAGCGGCCAGUGGGUGUAUCGCGGGCGGACAGAGCAUUACGUCAACUCUCACAUCCAGGAGAUUCCAGAGAACGCGUCCGACUUUGCUCACCUUGCUCACCUGCACAAGCCCAGCUUCCUGAGUGGUGCCGACCUGCGCUACAGUAACUCCAAACUGUGGUCCUUCACCACACACGACUGGAAGGUGGAUUGGGAAGUGGAGCCGGAACCCAACAAGCACUGCGCCCGCAUGCUGAUCAACCACACCCUCUGCGUCUUUGGCCACCAUUUCCCCCUCCUGGACAUGAAUGUGGUCGCCAGGCAGGUGGGCCCCGGAAUUGUGCACCUGUUUAUCAGCCACUCGGUGCUGGGCUCGGGGGUGAUCCUACACUGUGUGACCCCCGUGGAGCCGCUGCUGCAGCGAGUGGCUCACAGCAUCUACUUUCAGGCCAGAGUCCCCGCCAUCAUCCCCAAAUUCAUCCUGAGAGCGGAAUGUGUCCAGUUUGAGCGGGACGUGAUGAUCUGGAACAACAAGAAGUACAUCUCGAAGCCGCUGCUGUUGAAGGAGGAUGCAGCCAUCGCUCGCCAUCGUCGCUGGUUCGCUCAGUUCUACAGUGAGAAUAGCCCGCGCUUCACCUUCCGACAAGAGGGUCUGGACUGGUGACGGGAGCCCAGCCCAAGGGAUCGCACUGACUGAUUGACGUUCCCAAGUCACCCCCAGGCCGGAGAGGGGGUUAGGAGAAACCCGGGAUCUGGCCAAACCUUAUGUGUCAUUCCCUCCAGAUACCUGGAGACUGCUUCCCAAUGCUUCCAGGUUGGAGCUUCUUGUAGGUGACAAAGAAGUGUUUUGUGGGUAUGCCGUGUGUGUGUGUGUGUGUGUGUGUGUGCGUGUGUGUGUUUAGGCCGUUUUACUGAUCAAUCAUGUAUGAGGCGAGACGUGAUGAAAUGGGACAUUAAGUACAUUAAGUCCUGUAGGUUCCUGCCUCUGGGGCUCCCGGGCUUUGCGUUUGCAGGUCCCUGGAGAGUGAUGAGCCCCGAAACACCCUGUUCCUAGUAUAAAUCUGUGCCAGAUAAUCCUGAGCAUCUUCGGGUUAUCUGAUUGUUAAAUCAUUGCGGUAUCUACUCAGGUUACUGAGGCUUUUUAUAUACAGAACGUAUUUUUACACUUAACUCCCAUUUUAUUAUCCAGAAAAUUACGUGUUGCUCCGAAUCAAAUGUUUACAACAAAAUUAUGUUAUCGGUAGGUCGUGCCUUGUGUUCAGUGUGAUUGCUGCUGUUGCUAUUGUUCUGAGCAGAACAGUGCUGCUUCUGACUGGAUAAUCCUGCCCUUUCCUGCUCUGAGGAAUCUGGCGUUUGUCCCACUGGCUCCUGAUACCCACACGCUGUCACUGUGAAGCUGUUUAUUGUGUAGAGUCUUUGUGAAUAUUGUACUAAUUGUAUGAAGCUGAAAUCUUUACGCUAACCCACAGGGGGAAUCUAUAGCUAUCUCGGAACUCUGCAUACCCCCCCCACCCCCGUGUAUGUUGUAAUCCCCCUUGGUUUACUGCUUGCCUACAGAAUACACAGGCACUACACUUUCCGAUAUAUCCUGUGAAGCGCUUUCAGACAAUCUCUUGACAUGAAAGACCCUGUAUCAGAUGUCAGGAUUAUUGAUGAAGGAUUGUCCGGCAAGACUCUUACUCAGGGGCACGCAUAGUGUGCAAUAUGGGUUUAUAGUUAGACUUUAGGGUGAUAUUGAAGGAUGUACAUGUAGUGUGUGUACUGUGAAGGUCGUUGGUUAUGUUUAGCUUUGGUGAGAUGCUGAUUGCUAUCAUACAAUCACCUGAAUUGUCACAUAAUUGUGGAGCCUUUGUAAACGUGUGAUUUUAAAAAAUGGUUAGCGCCAGUGAGAUAUGGUAAAGAGUUACGCUUCCUGGAAUGAAUGGGAUUAUUGUACAAACACUAUGUGAAAUGUAGAGGCAGUGACGAAAGUGGUGAUGGGAUUCAGGGAAUGUUCUGAAGCCAAUGCCUUACAUAUAGUGUCUCGUAAGUAAUUGAAUCCCGAGCCUGUGUGGUAUAAUAUGUGAUGGGCUUUCCAGCUCUUUUUUAUACAGUAUUUUCUUCCAAUUUAUUUUUUAAAUGAUUUAUUGUAC